Messenger RNA from Elgaria multicarinata webbii, 2616 nucleotides. It is a transcript of the gene TARS1, whose product is annotated as threonyl-tRNA synthetase 1. The transcript is spliced from 19 exons. Gene Ontology annotation, molecular function: threonine-tRNA ligase activity; ATP binding. Bases 60 to 2198 code for a protein of 712 amino acids. NCBI's taxonomy places the organism in Eukaryota, Metazoa, Chordata, Lepidosauria, Squamata, Anguidae. Gene Ontology annotation, cellular component: cytoplasm. Gene Ontology annotation, biological process: threonyl-tRNA aminoacylation. The record is from RefSeq and is a predicted model, not a curated record.
CCGGCGCCUCGUUGCGAGGUGGCAGCGGCUCGACCUGAGCAGGAAACGGAGGGAGGAGGAUGGAGGCAGCCGCGGAGCAGAUUGUUGUUGCUGGGGGAGAGAAAAAGAAAGAAUCAGGAAAGAAAAAAAGCAAGGAGGGAACUGGUGAUGGCGGCCGUUCAGAGCUGAGUCCUUGGCCUGAAUACAUUAGCCAGCGGCUAGAGAUGUACCAUAAGCUUAAAGCAGAACAUGAUGCACUUCUGGCAGAACGAGCUGCUAAAGAAAGCCAGCCCAUUAAGGUUACCUUACCUGAUGGUAAACAAGUUGAUGCUGAGUCCUGGAAGACAACACCAUACCAAAUUGCUUGUGGAAUCAGUCAAGGUUUGGCUGACAACACUGUUGUUUCUCGAGUGAACAAAGUGGUUUGGGAUCUAGAUCGUCCUUUGGAGGGAGAUUGUACCUUGGACCUACUAAAGUUUGAUGAUGAAGAAGCACAAGCGGUAUACUGGCAUUCAAGUGCCCACAUAAUGGGUGAAGCCAUGGAAAGAGUAUAUGGUGGCUGCUUGUGUUAUGGUCCACCAAUAGAGAAUGGAUUUUAUUAUGAUAUGUUCCUUGAAGAUGGUGGUGUCUCUAGCAAUGACUUCCCUUCUCUAGAGACAUUGUGCAAGAAAAUUAUGAAAGAGAAGCAACUUUUUGAGAGGCUGGAAGUUAAGAAGGAAACAUUACUCGAAAUGUUUAAGUACAAUAAGUUCAAGUGUCGGAUCUUGAAUGAAAAGGUCAACACUCCAACUACAACUGUGUACAGGUGUGGCCCUUUGAUCGAUCUUUGCAGGGGACCCCAUGUCAGACAUACUGGUAAAAUAAAGGCAUUAAAAAUACAUAAGAAUUCCUCUACAUACUGGGAAGGGAAGUCUGAUAUGGAAAGCUUGCAGAGGAUUUAUGGAAUUUCAUUCCCCGAUGGAAAAAUGCUAAAAGAGUGGGAGAAGUUCCAAGAGGAGGCAAAGAACAGAGAUCACAGAAAGAUUGGACGGGAUCAAGAACUAUUUUUCUUCCAUGAACUUAGUCCUGGUAGCUGUUUUUUCUUACCAAAGGGAGCUUACAUCUAUAAUACACUGAUAGAAUUCAUCAGGAGUGAAUACCGAAAGCGAGGAUUUCAGGAAGUUGUCUCCCCAAACGUCUUCAAUAGCAAGCUUUGGGUGACCUCAGGGCACUGGCAGCAUUAUAGUGACAACAUGUUUUCCUUUGAGGUGGAAAAAGAGAUCUUUGCUCUGAAGCCAAUGAACUGCCCUGGACACUGCCUUAUGUUUGAUCACCGGCCAAGAUCCUGGAGGGAGUUGCCACUGCGACUGGCUGACUUCGGAGUUCUCCACCGUAAUGAGCUUUCGGGGACACUUACAGGUCUCACCAGAGUGAGGCGUUUCCAGCAGGAUGAUGCUCACAUAUUCUGUGCUAUGGAGCAGAUUGAAGGGGAGAUAAAGAGCUGUCUGGAGUUCUUGCGUACAGUGUAUGACGUGUUUGGCUUUUCCUUCAGACUCAAUCUCUCCACUCGUCCUGAAAAGUACCUUGGAGACAUUGAAGUAUGGAAUCAAGCUGAAAAGCAACUUGAAAAUAGCCUGAAUGAAUUUGGUGAGAAGUGGGAACUGAACCCUGGGGAUGGAGCUUUCUAUGGGCCAAAGAUUGACAUUCAGAUUAAAGAUGCCAUUGGCCGGUACCAUCAGUGUGCUACAAUUCAGUUGGAUUUCCAACUUCCAAUAAGAUUUAAUCUCACAUAUGUAAGUCACGAUGGUAACGACAAGAAAAGGCCAGUAAUUAUACACCGUGCUAUCUUGGGAUCUGUGGAGAGGAUGAUUGCUAUACUGACAGAAAACUAUGGAGGCAAAUGGCCAUUUUGGUUAUCGCCUCAGCAGGUGAUGGUGGUACCAGUUGGACCAACAUGUGAUGAAUAUGCACAAAAGGUAAAGCAGCAGUUCCACGAUGCUGGCUUAAUGACUGACGUUGAUGUGGAUCCUGGCUGCACACUGAACAAGAAGAUCAGAAAUGCUCAGCUUGCACAGUACAACUUUAUUUUAGUUAUUGGUGAAAAAGAGAAGGCGAGUGGAACGGUUAAUAUCCGCACCAGGGACAACAAGGUUCAUGGUGAACGCACUGUGGCUGAAACAGUGAAGAGGCUGCUGCAGCUGAAGAAGUCACGCUGCAAAAAUGCUGAAGAAGAGUUCUAACAACCUCUUGUUCCUCCGUAUUAGGCUAGUGUUAGAACUGGAUUCCCCCCCCCCCUCAGUAAUUAGCCCUGCUGGACAAUGAUCUUUGCACUGUAUUGUAUUUAAAAUGGGUUGUGUUUUUUGUCAAAUGAACCCCAGUCCAAACUGUUUCAUAUAUUCAGAAAUUAAGUAGAAAGUCCAUUUUGUAUAAUGAGUGCAAUUGCCUUCAUUGGCACCUGAAUGCAAGCUUGUGAAGCUCUGUCAAUUAAGGUUUAAAAAAGACUAAAGAGAGAAUGGAAUGAUUAAUCAGGGAUUCAAACACCACUGUAGCAACUCUUUCAAAUAUUUUUCCUCUUUUCAUAAAAUAAAUUUUUAAGAAAAUGCUUUAAUUUUCAACAACAAAAUCCUGCAACAGAGUAUUCCUUAAAGCUUUGUCACC